AUGACCUCAACUCCCCACCUCACAGCCCUCCAACGCGACGGCUUCGUCGUAAUCCCCUCACUCCUCACCGCGGACGAAAUCGCCCACUACCGCACCACAGCCACGCACGCGACCACCCUCACGCGGACCGGAAAAUGGCCACACUUCCGCACAGUACCGAAGCAAUUCCCACCAUGGCCGACGACCCCUCCUCCCGCCUCCGAAGGCGGAAUCUGGGGUGUGCAGCACCUCCUGCACCCGGAGAUGCCCGGGCGAAGUGAAUUCGCCAAGUUCUAUUUCUCCGAGAAGGUGCUUGCCGUGGCGGAGGAACUACUAGGUCUGACAUCAAACACCAACACCAACGGUGAUACGCCCGAACCAUUGGUAAUGGAGCUCUUCAACCUCCUCGUCGCGCCGGAGACCAAAGAUUUCGAGCUGCGCUGGCACCGCGACGAUAUCCCCGAGACGGCAACCCCUGAGGAAGAAUUGAAGAUGCUGCAGGAUAAGAGUCCGAAUGGGAAACAGUCGCAUGCGCAGUAUAAUCUGGCGUUGUGUGAGGAUUCGUCCUUGAUUGUGAUUCCGGGGUCGCAUAGAAGGGUGCGCACGGAAGUGGAGCGCAAUGCGGCGCCGUAUGAGCCGGAGUUGCCUGGGCAGUUGGUUGUUCAGUUGAAGCCUGGGGAUGCGGUGUUUUAUGAUAGUAAUAUUCUGCAUCGCGGGGUGUAUAAGUGUAAGGAGGAGGGUGGGGAGGAGACGAGGCUUACGUUGCAUGGGAGUUUGGGGCUGAAUGCUCCGUCUGAGGAUAAGAAGGUGAGGGCUACGGCGGUGUUGCAGCAUGGGGUUGGGGCUUGGGUGCAUCGCGAGGAUGCGGCUUUUGGGAUUGGGGAGAGGCCGGAGAAGAUGCGUGCCAAUUUGGUGGCGAUGGGGAGUGGGGAGGGGGUUGGGUAUUCUUUGCAGGGUUAA
This is a messenger RNA of Aspergillus tubingensis, 939 nucleotides long. RefSeq names its product phytanoyl-CoA dioxygenase family protein. The record is from RefSeq and is a predicted model, not a curated record. NCBI's taxonomy places the organism in Eukaryota, Fungi, Ascomycota, Eurotiomycetes, Eurotiales, Aspergillaceae. Bases 1 to 939 code for a protein of 312 amino acids. The transcript has a single exon.